AUGCCGGAGAAGAAGCCGAAGAGGAAGGAAGCACAGAGAGAGCCAGGGGUGGCACGUCACGGUACAGCACACCACGGUACAGCACGCCACGGUACAGCACACCACACCACGGCACGCUUGCCCGGGAAGGAGACCGACUGGCUCGUCAUGGCUCCAGGUGCCUCGAAGACGACGUGGGGCAGCGUGGAGGUGGCCCUGACUGGCCUCUGUGCUGUCCUGCUCUGCUGCAGCCCCAUGCUGGCCGGCUGUCGCCAGGUGACCUUCUUCCCAGACGUGUUAACUCUCCCUGCCGGCAGCUCAGCCACCUUCUUCUGCAACAUCUCCAUGGAGCACAACUCAGGCUCAGAGUACAGUCUCAAUUGGUACAAGGAGACCAACCACAGCCAAGCCCAAAAAAUCGCUGAGAUCAGCCGGAACAACUCCCAGACGAAGACAGAGAAGUACCUGCUCACCAACCACACUCCUGCCUUCAAGAUCAGGAUCAUGAACCUUCACCAGAACGACUCGGGCUCCUACUACUGUGGGCUGAUUACCUUCUUUGAACCCAACAAAGUGAUGGAGAGCAACCGGUCCCAGCUGGUGGUCACAGCGGCCCCUGAGAAGACAAAUGCCACCAAGGAGCCUGAGGUAGAGGAAGACAAUCCCCUGGACCACAUCAAGGCUGUGCUCCUGGGCAUCCUGCUGCUGGCUGGGGCAGUUUUGCUGCUGAUCUUUGGCUACCUCACCAUCACAUACAAGAGAGGAGAUGUGCAGAAACCACCGAGUGAAAAAGCGCCAGCGGCGGACCACGCUCAGUCUCAGGCUCUCCUCAUGCACUUUGUGCCAGAGCCCGAUGGAGAGAAAGAAGAGAAGCCCCCUGAGGUGUUCAUGUCUACUGUGGACUAUGGUGUGCUGGAGUUUCAGUGGGACCAGCGCACCCAGGUGCCCCCUGAGACCCAGCCAGUCGACCAGACUGAAUAUGCCACCAUCAUCUUCCCAGAGGAGAAGCCCGUCACACCGGAGCGGGGGAAGAAACACCAGAACGAGAAGACUCAGCAGCUGCAAUUGCAGCCCUGCUGA
Messenger RNA from Eurypyga helias (sunbittern), 1059 nucleotides. It is a transcript of the gene PDCD1, whose product is annotated as programmed cell death 1. NCBI's taxonomy places the organism in Eukaryota, Metazoa, Chordata, Aves, Eurypygiformes, Eurypygidae. Gene Ontology annotation, cellular component: membrane; external side of plasma membrane. Bases 1 to 1059 code for a protein of 352 amino acids. The transcript is spliced from 6 exons. The record is from RefSeq and is a predicted model, not a curated record. Gene Ontology annotation, biological process: positive regulation of T cell apoptotic process; negative regulation of immune response.